AUGUCUAGUCAGCAGUCAGGGUUUACAACUCCUGGUGGUCAUUAUGAUGUUAUUUACCAAGUGUUCUCCUUUGCCAGUAUCAACAUCUGUAUCUACAUCCCUGCCAGUACCAACAUCCCUGCCAGUACCAACAUCCCUGCCAGUACCAACAUCCCUGCCAGUACCAACAUCCCUGCCAGUACCAACAUCCCUGCCAGUACCAACAUGUCUGCCAGUACCAACAUGUCUGCCAGUACCAACAUGUCUGCCAGUACCAACAUGUCUGCCAGUACCAACAUGUCUGCCAGUACCAACAUGUCUGCCAGUACCAACAUGUCUGCCAGUAACAACAUCCCUGCCAGUAUCAACAUCCCUGCCAGUACCAACAUCCCUGCCAAUAUCAACAUCCCUGCCAGUAUCAACAUCCCUGCCAGUACCAACAUGUCUGCCAGUACCAACAUCCCUGCCAAUAUCAACAUCCCUGCCAGUAACAACAUGUCUGCCCGUAUCAACAUCCCUGCCAGUAACAACAUCUGUAUCAACAUCCCUGCCAGUACCAACAUCCCUGCCAGUAUCAACAUCCCUGCCAGUACCAACAUCCCUGCCAAUAUCAACAUCCCUGCCAGUAUCAACAUCCCUGCCAGUACCAACAUGUCUGCCAGUACCAACAUCCCUGCCAAUAUCAACAUCCCUGCCAGUAACAACAUGUCUGCCCGUAUCAACAUCCCUGCCAGUAACAACAUCUGUAUCAACAUCCCUGCCAGUACCAACAUCCCUGCCAGUAUCAACAUCCCUGCCAGUAACAACAUCCCUGCCAAUAUCAACAUCCCUGCCCGUAUCAACAUCCCUGCCAGUAUCAACAUCCCUGCCAGUAUCAACAUCCCUGCCAGUAUCAACAUGUCUGCCAGUAUCAACAUCCCUGCCAGUACCAACAUCCCUGCCAGUACAAACAUCCCUGCCAGUAUCAACAUCCCUGCCAGUAUCAACAUCCUUGCCAGUACCAACAUCCCUGCCAGUACAAACAUCCCUGCCAGUAUCAACAUCCCUGCCAGUACAAACAUCCCUGCCAGUAUCAACAUCCCUGCCAGUAUCAACAUCCUUGCCAGUACCAACAUCCCUGCCAGUACAAACAUCCCUGCCAGUAUCAACAUCCCUGCCAGUACCAACAUGUCUGCCAGUAUCAACAUCCCUGCCAGUACCAACAUCCCUGCCAGUACAAACAUCCCUGCCAGUAUCAACAUCCCUGCCAGUACCAACAUGUCUGCCAGUAUCAACAUCCCUGCCAGUACCAACAUCCCUGCCAGUACAAACAUCCCUGCCAGUAUCAACAUCCCUGCCAGUAUCAACAUCCUUGCCAGUACCAACAUCCCUGCCAGUAUCAACAUCCCUGCCAGUACCAACAUGUCUGCCAGUAACAACAUCCCUGCCAGUACCAACAUCCCUGCCAGUACCAACAUCCCUGCCAGUAACAACAUCCCUGCCAGUAACAACAUGUCUGCCAGUAUCAACACCGUCCAAAGAUGUCCAGACGGCGUCUCUAUAUGCGUGCUGCUUCACCACUUAGAAAGAAAUAAAAAUGUCUAA
This is a messenger RNA of Physella acuta, 1563 nucleotides long. Its product is annotated as protein PRRC2C-like. The record is from RefSeq and is a predicted model, not a curated record. Lineage: Eukaryota; Metazoa; Mollusca; Gastropoda; Physidae.